CGUCGAUCAAUUCUUCAAUAGCUUUGUCCAAUUCCUCUGCUCCUUCGGGUCGAUAUCGCGGCGGAUUGAUAGAGAAGUUAAACCGACAUCAGACACGACAAAUCAGAAGUUAUCGUUGUUGAGCAAGUAUAGUUCCUAGACUAUAUGAUUUGUGGUUGAUGACAAACCUUAAGCAGAAGCAUCUUAGUUCCAUGGGACCAAGAUGGAAAUUUAAAGAUGCUGAAGCAAAGGCUCUUGCAGAACCUAUUUCCAAAUCUGUCUCAGAGCUCCAGCUAUCUCUAGCCAAAACAGAGUCAUCCGGUUCCCUCUCGAGCUGCAACGUGCUUCUAGCCGUCGAGCCAGAGCAAGCUGACCUGCUCCGCCGCUGUUGUUUCGGCAUAUCCGCUGAGAAAGUCAAGAAAUGGAUUCAGUUGUCCUUUGAAGAAGCUUUCUAUUUGCUCUACAUCCUCAAAUGCAUCAAACUCACCCUUCAAGGUCGUUGCUUGGAGAACGAAGUAGAGAUAUGGAUGUACAUGAGAUCAAAAAGACCGAACUUCCCGGUGUUUUUCAAAGCUUAUUUACAUUUGCGUUCCAAGAACUGGGUUUUAAGAUCAGGGCUGCAGUACGGUGUGGAUUUCGUGGCGUACCGUCACCAUCCAUCUCUUGUCCACUCUGAAUACUCUGUUUUGGUUCAGUCUGGUGAUAGUGACCGGUUAAGAGUGUGGUCUGAUGUCCAUUGUGCUGUUCGGUUAAGCGGAAGUGUUGCCAAAACGUUGUUAACUCUCCAUGUCAGUGGUAAUUCUAACAGAGAGGAUGUGAACCUGCCUAUGUGUUUGGAGAACUACAGAGUGGAAGAGCAAACUAUAAGUAGAUGGAGCCCAGAACUCAGCCGUGAAGAUGAAACCACAACCCCGAAACCAAAAGUUACCACCAAUGUGAGUAAUUUGGCAACCCCAUGAAGAACCGGUCCCGGUUAGUUGAGUGCUGGUUUUGAUUUUUCACAUCAUUCUCUAAGCAAUUUUGUUUUCAGUUUUAGUUGAGAUAGUGAGAUACACAAACAUUUGUUUUCUAUAGUUUACAAAUCUCAUACGCUUUUAAUUCUA
Messenger RNA from Raphanus sativus (radish), 1082 nucleotides. Its product is annotated as tRNA-splicing endonuclease subunit Sen2-2. The record is from RefSeq and is a predicted model, not a curated record. Gene Ontology annotation, biological process: tRNA splicing, via endonucleolytic cleavage and ligation; tRNA-type intron splice site recognition and cleavage. The coding region runs from base 159 to 938 and encodes 259 amino acids. Gene Ontology annotation, molecular function: nucleic acid binding; tRNA-intron lyase activity. The transcript is spliced from 3 exons. Gene Ontology annotation, cellular component: tRNA-intron endonuclease complex. NCBI's taxonomy places the organism in Eukaryota, Viridiplantae, Streptophyta, Magnoliopsida, Brassicales, Brassicaceae.